Molecule: messenger RNA, 2412 nt
Organism: Jatropha curcas
Lineage: Eukaryota; Viridiplantae; Streptophyta; Magnoliopsida; Malpighiales; Euphorbiaceae
Source: RefSeq, a predicted model, not a curated record
AUAACCCUAUUAGCCAACCCAACCUUUCUCUCUCACAUACACACACUCACUUUGAGUUUGACCCGUUGCCAGCCACCACCGGCAACUCUCUACUUCAAUGGAGACCCCACUCUGCACUCUCUGGAGAGGAUCUUCUUAGUGGAAAUAUUUGUUAUUGAGUCUUCUCUACUCUUCUCUUUCUUUUUUUUUUUUUUUUAGAGCAAAAAGCUUAAAUAUAACAUAUCCUCUUCUUUCAUUCCUCUUUUUCUUCUCCAAAAACCCUAAUCUAAGCCAUGCCCUGAAAGAGCAAGAAGAAGAAGAAGAAGAAGAAGAAGUGAAGAAAGGGAGGGGCUAGCUCAUCUUGUAUUCUUCUUAGCCUCUACUGUUGGAACCUCUCCUUUUGUUUGGUUUGGUUUUGUGCUUUUUUAUUUUCCCUCUAGCCAUUAUAACAAAGAUCUAUAGGCAAUUUUCCCUUUUUCUUUUCACAGAAACUUUUGUUAAUAGUGCAAGACAAAGGAAGAGAUUGCCUCCAUUUCAGAUCAGGCUUUAAAAGAUAUGGGAACUUUCUCUUUCUGAUUUUCUCUCUUUCUCUAAGCUCUUUCAGAAGAUUUAUAUGCCUAAUUCUUCAUUUAGUUGAUAGGUUCUUUUGCAGCAUAUAAGUUUAUAAUUAUAUACCCAUAUACAUAUAUAUAAUAUAAUUGCUAUUUGUCUCUUUCUUUCAAAAUUAUUAAUCUUUUUUGCUUGUUUAUGCAACUUGGCAACUAUCGCCAUCUCCUUUUUCAUAAAAACAAUAGUUUUUGUUAAUUUUUCCUUUUAAUUUUGUUUUUAAAUAUAUAUAUAUAGUUAUGGAUUCUGGUAAUAGUGGUAGUAUGCAAUCCUCAAGUGGUGAUGAAGAAUAUGAUUCAGCUUCAAGACCUCCUUUCUUAAAUCCUUCAACCCACUUUGGUUCUUUAUCUUCAACAAAUCCACAAGCCCACCCUUCUCAUCUUCUGCCUCAUCACCAUCAACCCACUUUUUUUGAUCCUUCACCAAAUCUUUUCCAUUCUUUCUCUCAGUCUACAAACCCAAUAAAUCCCAACUCUUUGCUAAACCUUGAUUUGGUUCGCUCUCGCAGCGCCGUAAGAUCUAACCUACCCGAGUGCACCGAACUUGGAAUAACCAAUAACCACCUUCCACCAUCCUCAAAUUCUUCCUCCGCCACGGCAGCAUCAUCGAGCCAAUCAAUCUUGGGUAGUUCUUCAUCAAUGCAAUUGCGUUCAGUACAAGAGAAUGGGAUCCGUUCUUCUUCUCCUUCCGAUCAAACCGCUGUAGUAACUACUAGAAAUCCCAAGAAAAGAACAAGAGCUUCGAGAAGAGCACCAACUACAGUUCUUACAACGGACACGUCAAAUUUCCGAGCAAUGGUACAAGAAUUCACUGGAAUUCCGGCUCCGCCAUUUUCUGGCUCACCAUAUUCUAGAAGGCUCGAUCUUUUUGGCUCAGUUGGAUCAGGUUUAAGAUCUACUCAAUUAGAACCCAUGGGCUCACUUUACCCUUUACGUCCUUCCCCUCAAAAAGCUCAUCAACAAGCUCCGUUUCUAUUCUCUUCUUCAUCUUCUUCUCCAUCUACUAUUAAUGUUGAAGCUACAACAACUACUACUACCAGCAAUAGUAAUAAUAAUAAUACUGUAACCUUAUCAAUUCCUACCGCAAACGUUAGUAACUAUCAACAACAACCUCAAAACAUGCUAAUCAUGCAAAACCAAAUGCUUUCAUUUCAAUCUUUUCUACAGCCUCCUCCUAAUAUCCUUCAAUCUUCAGUUAAUGUUUCUGGUUUGGGUGCAAAAUCGAGUUUAUCCUCGCUUGAUGAUUUGGGUAUUGACGGCCAUAUUGGGAUAACAAGUCAAGGAACAACAGAAGGCAUGAGAGCAAUGAGGAAUAAUUAUCAAGAUCACUUGAGGUCUUUUGAUAGCUGUAAAUUGAACUAUACAGCUCCUUCUUCAGAUUUUCAUAAUCAUGAAAAAGGUUUAGAGAAUGUUCCUUCAAGAGGGGAAGGUGCGGUUGAUUCUUGGAUUUGUCCUUCAGAAUAGCAGAGAAUAAAUUAUUAUAAGUGAGGUCUAAAAUGGGUUUAUAUAGUUGGAUCAUAGAACUCUUAUUCUGGAAUCAGGAGGGUUUUUCUGCAACAAGUUACUUAAAUUCUCCACUAUCAUAAAUCCAAAACGGUGCCGUCUUGCUGGUGAUUAUGAUGAUGAGGCCAAGAUUAUGUUUUUCAUAUCAGUCUCAAACUCUCUUUUGGGUUUAGAUAAAUUAUUACAGUAUCAUUUCUUUUCCUUUCUUUUCUUUUCUUUUUCUUUUUAAUAAAUAAACAAGAAUUUUAGGAGUAAAUUAAUUAUGUGUAGAUACUUAUGCCCUUUUCUUUCUUUAUAAUUAGCAUUCCACAUCAUUACUUCAUCA